CGCAAUAAACAUACAAACAAGCGUCCAACUUCAAAAUGGUCGGCCAAACAUCCCUAUAUUUUCCCCCCUCCUCCAAUACCCACACCGGCACUCCCUCUAUGCUGCUACCAUAUACGCUACAACCACGCCAGCAGCCACGACUAUCCAGUCUUCUUCUGCUCGUUUCCAAAGCCCGCCCACACUCUUUCUUCCGCAGGGGAGGAACGACGAACGAGUAAGCAUGGCGUUGUGUAUCUCUAUUCCUUCCUUCUUGGAUUCUGUUACUGCUUCUUCGCUAUCUCGCACGUAUUUUAGCCUCAGACGGCGGCCUUCCAAUUCCGUCCAUUUUCUUAACUUGAGCCUUCCCACCUGGCCACUAUGUAUUUGCCGAGCUUCCAAUUCUCAACCUGGACCGUCGCCCAAACAGUCUGCCUCCACCGCUUCUAAGAAGAGGAAGAAAAAGGGUAAGGGAGAUACCAAGGUUUUCAACCAUAGAGACAUUGAAGUUGGGGACGAUUUUAGUGUCGAUGAGGCUGGACCCUCGAGCUCUACUUCCAAUUCCAGUUAUUUGUCGUACCACCCGACGACUUUGCCGAAACCGCCAGCUGGGUUUGUGUUAGAUGACCAUGGAAAGGUCCUCAUGGCUUCAAACAAGCGAAUUGCUACCAUGCUCGAUCCUUUAAAUAACUUGCCUUUAGAAUGCGUUAUAAGAAGAAUUUUUAGAAGUUCAAAAGGGGAUGAGUGCAUGCUGCUUUGCCCUGUGGACACGCCUGUUCAAAUAUUGAAGAGCAAGAAUAUUGACGGAUGGUCAGCUGUGAGUGAUGAUGAAGUUGAAACUAUUCUCCCUGCUGCUGCUUAUGCUCUUGCCAAAAUACACAUGCAUUUGGUACACAGCGGAUUUUGCUAUACAGCGAGGGGAGGAUUUUGCUAUUCAGAAGAGGACAUCUUUGAUUUCUGCACAGAUGAUGGACAAGAUGUAGAUGUAGAUGGCUUGCCUAAUGAGGGUGUAGAGAUCACUUGCUUUGAUAUGGAUGGAGCACAUUACAUGAUUUAUACGCCAUCUGAUCCGCUUCUUUUUGUUGCUACGAAGGACAAGCUUGGCCAACUAACAAUUGCUGAUGAUGAGCUAUUGGAGGACCCAGCAACUAUCAGUGCCAUAGACGAAGAGACUGAAUUUAACGCACUGGUGGAAGAGGAGGCUGCUCUUCUUGAAUCAGUUUUAGGGAAAGAAUAACCAACCCACCACAGCUUCAACUGGAGAACACUACGUAUAGGUACGUAGCAUUUGUAAUAAUAAACACUAAAUUGGGCUCAAACCUGCCUGCUCAUUUGAGUUUCAUAUUUUAGUACGAAAAAUGAUCAA
Cucurbita maxima (winter squash) is the source of this 1342-nucleotide messenger RNA. RefSeq lists its product as uncharacterized. NCBI's taxonomy places the organism in Eukaryota, Viridiplantae, Streptophyta, Magnoliopsida, Cucurbitales, Cucurbitaceae. The transcript has 11 exons. The coding region runs from base 221 to 1213 and encodes 330 amino acids. The record is from RefSeq and is a predicted model, not a curated record.